Molecule: messenger RNA, 1251 nt
Organism: Capronia coronata CBS 617.96
Lineage: Eukaryota; Fungi; Ascomycota; Eurotiomycetes; Chaetothyriales; Herpotrichiellaceae
Product: histone acetyltransferase
Exons: 2
Coding region: 1-1251 (416 amino acids)
Biological process (GO): positive regulation of transcription by RNA polymerase II; chromatin remodeling
Cellular component (GO): histone acetyltransferase complex
Molecular function (GO): histone H3 acetyltransferase activity; protein binding
Source: RefSeq, a predicted model, not a curated record
AUGGAUGUGGCAGUUAAUACCCGGGAAGGCACCAAGCGAAAAGCUUCGGAGGACGGAUCCUCAGCGCGCUCCAAGAAAGCGCGGACCGAAUCUCCUGUCUUCGACGAAGUUUCAAAGCACGAAGAGUCCGAUGUCGAUCCUCCUAUAACGCCUACACCGGUCGAUUUUCCCGACAAGCCUGCAGUCAUCGAGGAGAAACAGGGGCUCAUCGAGUUCCGAGUGGUCAACAACGACAAUUCGCGCGAAAGCAAUAUCAUCCUCACCGGGUUGAAAUGCAUCUUCCAGAAGCAACUGCCGAAGAUGCCCAAGGACUACAUCGCGCGACUCGUGUAUGACAAGACGCACCUCUCGAUCGCCAUUGUCAAGCAGCCCCUGGAGGUUGUUGGUGGGAUCACAUACAGACCAUUCAAUUCGCGGAAGUUUGCCGAGAUUGUCUUUUGCGCGAUCUCGUCAGAUCAGCAAGUCAAGGGCUACGGCGCCCAUUUGAUGGCACAUCUGAAGGACUAUGUCAAAGCGACCUCUCCUAUCAUGUACUUCCUCACUUACGCAGACAAUUACGCCAUCGGCUACUUCAAGAAGCAAGGGUUCACCAAGGAAAUUACAUUGGACAAGUCGAUUUGGAUGGGUUACAUCAAAGAUUACGAAGGGGGGACAAUCAUGCAAUGCAGCAUGUUACCGAGGAUCCGGUACCUUCAGGUUCCUCGCAUGCUACAGAAGCAGAAAGAAGCGGUCAUGGCGAAGAUACGGGCUGUGAGCAAGUCGCAUAUUGUCCAUCCACCACCGGCACAGUGGAAGAACGGUAUCGUCGAGAUUGAUCCCAUGUCCAUUCCCGCAAUUAAGGAUUCAGGCUGGUCUCCAUCGAUGGAUGAACUCUCUCGCCAACCGCGCCAUGGUCCCAACUACAAUCAACUUCUCCAUCUGCUUAACGACAUGCAGAAUCAUACGGCCGCGUGGCCCUUUGCUCAACCCGUCAACAAGGAUGAGGUCCCGGAUUACUACGAGGUUAUUAAGGAGCCCAUGGACCUGUCUACCAUGGAGGACCGCCUACAAAAUGAUCUCUACCCGCGGCCUGAGGACUUCAUCCGAGACGCGAAGCUCGUUUUCGAUAAUUGUCGCAAGUACAACAACGAAAGCACGCCCUACGCAAAGAGCGCCAACAAGCUUGAGAAGUUCAUGUGGCAGCAGAUCAAGAACAUUCCGGAGUGGUCGGUGAGUAAUCUUCGGUCUUCGAGAGAGGGUAUCAUAUACUGA